UCUUUUCAUUCCUUCCUUCAUCAUCUUCUUCUUCUUCUUCUUCGAUCCAUGAAUCUCUGCUCCUAAUCCACCUACACCAAAAGUAGGUCAUUCAUGAAUGGCGUCUUCCGCUCCUCCGCCGCUGUCCGAUUCCUCCCAUUCACAAUGAUACGAUCGGCCGCCGCCGCCGCCGCACCGCCGCCGCCACUCCUCUCCUCCGGCCACUCCUCCAUUUUCAUCCUCUCCCCAUUCUCCAAACCACUCUCAUUCUCCGUCGCGCCCGAACCCGUUCCCCAACCCGAUUCGCCCGCAUCGGACCUCUCAUCCCAGCUGUUUUCCCUCCUAUGCCAGCCCAAUUGGCAGAAGCAUCCCUCCCUCAGAAAAUUGAUUCCGACGAUAUCCCCUUCUCUUUUCUCCUCUUUCCUCCUCCAGCAUCCCCAUCUCAACCCUCAGAUUGCCCUCAAUUUCUUCAAUUUUCUCACACGCGCCCCCACUUUCAAGCCCAAUGUCCAAGCGUUUGCUUCCCUUCUGCGCAUUUUGAUAAGGAAUCAGUCGUUUCGGGAUGCGGAGAAAACCCGGAUUUUAAUGAUCAAGUCUUGCCAGAUCGAGGAGGAUGCCAGCUUCGCAUUGAGUUUUCUCCGCAGGAUGAAUAGUGGUGAAGAUUGCGACUUUAAGUUCAGAUUUAACCUUAGGUGUUAUAACAUGCUUCUGAUGUCUCUGGCUCGGUUCGUGAUGGUCGACGACAUGAAAUCUGUAUACAGGGAGAUGUUGGACGAUCAGGUGUCGCCGAAUAUAUAUACAUUUAAUACAAUGAUAAAUGCUUUCUGUAAAUUGGGUAAUGUGAGAGAGGCUGAGUAUUAUAUGAGUAUGAUUUUGCAGGCUGGUUUGAAACCGGACACUCAUACUUUCACAUCGUUCAUUUUAGGACAUUGUAGGAAAAAAGAUGUUGACAGUGCAAGUAAAGUUUUCUCGACUAUGCCGGAAAAGGGCUGUCGGAGGAAUGAAGUUUCGUAUAAUAAUUUGAUGCAUGGGUUGUGCGAAGCGGGCAAAGUGGACGAAGCGAAAAGUCUUUUCUUGCAAAUGAGGGAUGAUAAUUGUUUUCCGAAUGUUAGAACCUACACAAUUCUGAUUGAUGCUUUGUGUGGUUCGGCUAGGAGAUUGGAGGCUUUGAGCUUGUUUGAGGAGAUGAUGGAGAAAGGCUGUGCGCCAAAUAUUCACACUUACACUGUAGUUAUUGACGGUACGUGUAAAGAUGGUAUGCUUGACGAAGCCAGGAAAAUAUUGAGAGGGAUGUUAGAUAAUAGGUUGGUUCCUAGUAUAGUGACAUAUAAUGCUUUGAUCAAUGGGUAUUGUAAGAAGGGAAUGGUUGGUUCUGCUUUAGAGAUAUUCGACAUGAUGGAGUCGAAACAUUGUGUUCCAAAUGUGCGUACUUAUAAUGAGUUGAUUUUUGGAUUCUGUGAGGUGAAAGAAGUGCAUAGGGCGAUGGCACUUCUUAGUAAGAUGCUACAUCAAAAGAUUUUUCCGAAUCUUGUCACUUUUAACCUUUUAGUAUGUGGGCAGUGUAAGUCGGGUGAUGUAGAUAGUGCUUUUCGCCUGCUUAAGUUAAUGGAAGAGAACAAUGUAGUUCCUGAUCAGUUAACGUAUGGUCCUCUCAUUGAUGCUUUGUGUAAAAAAGGGAGUGUCGAUAAGGCGUAUGGCAUAUUUAACUCUCUCAAAGAGAAAGGCUUAAAGGUGAAUAAAGUUAUGUAUACUGCUCUAAUUGAUGGAUACUGCAAUGUAGAGAAUGUUGACUUUGCCCUUGCUCUGUUUGAAAGAAUGCUUACUGAGGACUGCCUUCCCAACUCGUACACUUACAAUGUGCUGAUAAAUGGAUUGUGCAAAUUGAAAAAAUUACCCGAAGCUUUGAAAUUGCUUGAAAAGAUGUUGGAGGGUGGGAUGAAACCGACGAUUGUUACUUACUCGAUUGUCAUUGAGCAAAUGUUGAAAGAGUUCGACUUUGAAAGUGCCGAUAGAGUUUUGAGUCAUAUGAUUGCUCUGGGACAUAAACCUGAUGUGUGCACAUACACCUCGUUUCUUGUUGCUUAUUGCAACCAAGGAAUGCUGAAAGAAGCAGAGGAUGUAAUGGCUAAAAUGAAAGAGAAAGGAAUCUUGCCAGAUUUAAUGGCUUACACGGUACUAAUUGAUGGAUAUGGGCGUUCGGGAUUUUUAAAUCUUGCUUUUGAUACCUUCAAAUCUAUGGUUGAUGCUGGAUGUGAGCCAUCUCAUUAUACGUAUUCCGUUUUAAUCAAGCAUCUCUCACAUGAAAAAUUAAUCAAUAGAAAUGGUGGAUCGAUUAAUAUAGCCGAUGUUUGGAAAACUAUGGAACACGAUACAGCUUUGAAGCUCUUUGAAAAAAUGAAAGAAUGUGGUUGUGCACCGAAUGUAGGCACCUAUAAUGCACUUAUCACCGGACUUUGCAGAGAAGGGCGUAUUGAAGAAGGUUGGAAAUUGGUUGAUCAUUUGGAACAACAUGGAAUAUCUCUGAACGGGUAUAUGUACACCAAAUUAAUAAAUUGUUGCUGCAAUAUGAAAAUGUACGAGGAAGCUUUGGGUUUAAUUGAUGCGAUGCUCAAGCGUGGACUUUUACCUCAUUUAGAGUCGUAUAAGCUGCUUGUUUGUGGGUUAUAUGUGAAAGGAAACGGCGAGAAGGCUAAGGAAAUAUUUUGUAAGCUGCUUCAUUGUGGUUACAAUUAUGAUGAGGUGGCAUGGAAGGUCUUGAUUGAUGGUUUGCUGAAGAGGGGCUUUGUGAAGAUAUGCUCUGAGCUGGUCGGUGUAAUGGAGAAGUCUGGUUGCACACUUAAUCCUCAAACUCAUACAAUGUUGAUACAGGGGAUUCUCGAUCAAGAAAAGGGCACGUAGAAGAUAAUAUAUUUAAUCGUUUUCUCUCGGCUGGUCUAGGAAUUAGCAAGACAGUUUCGGUGGUUCUGUCAUUGGACCAGACAAAUGUCCCCGUCUUUUUGUCAGAUUUUCUGCAUAAUAUUCAGAUCUGAUAAUUACCUUAUGCCAUGAGAUCAUGCAGUGAUUGGGGGUCAAAGAGCUCGACUGGCUGUUGAUGUUUAUUUCAGUACAGGAAAUAACUAUAGACUAUAGACGGAGAUCUUAAAGAAAUGA
This is a messenger RNA of Erythranthe guttata (spotted monkey flower), 3129 nucleotides long. The record is from RefSeq and is a predicted model, not a curated record. NCBI's taxonomy places the organism in Eukaryota, Viridiplantae, Streptophyta, Magnoliopsida, Lamiales, Phrymaceae.